AUGGCACCAUCGAAGAAGCCCGUAAAGAAGAUGUCAUCGCUAAAGCUAUUGAUGGUCAAAUUGAAGCAGAUUGAGGCUGCGUUCAACGAUGUCUAUCGAUUCAGUAGGGGGAUUCAGGAGACUACAUCCCUCACACAGAUUCUUCUUCGGCUGGAGAAAAUUGACGAUCUUUGGGAAAGGUACGGAGCUACUUUGGUGGAAAUUCAAUCCCACGAAGAUUUCGACGAGGAGGAUGUAGACGACGAGGGUGAAGGUGAUUCUCUUAAUAAAAAUAGGCAGGAAUUUAGUGAUCGCUACUAUGAGGUUAAGGCAGUUUUAACAGACCAGGUUAGGGAAAGACAGGAACAAGCUACAUUGAACCAAUCUGUACUAGGUGAUCCUCCAGCCCCAGCUGCACUCGAACGUGUACGCCUUCCGCAGAUUCAAUUGCCAGCCUUUAAUGGGGAGAUAGACGAAUGGUUAAGUUUUAGGGAUCUGUUCACUUCCUUGAUUCAUUGGAAGACAGAUUUACCCGACGUAGAAAAGUUGCACUAUUUAAAGGGCUGUCUGCAAGGAGAACCUAAAACCUUGAUCGAUUCUCUUCAGAUCACUGCGGCCAACUAUCAGGUCGCAUGGGGAAUGCUGACCAAACGCUAUAACAACAGCAAAUUGUUGAAGAAGCGGCAAAUCCAGUCUCUUUUGAAGCUACCCGUUCUCGCCAAGGAAUCUGCCUCGGAGCUACACCUUUUAGUUGAAGGUUUUGAAAAAAUCGUGCAAACUUUGGACCAAAUCGUACAACCGGGCGACUACAAAGACUUGUUGCUGGUGAAUCUGCUGUCGUCGCGUCUAGAUCCAUGUACUCGUCGUAGUUGGGAAGAGUUCUCUUCAACUAAAGAACAGGAUACACUGAAGGAGCUUACCGAAUUCCUUCAACGACGCGUCCGCGUCCUAGAAUCCUUACCUUUCAAGGCUGCAGAUUGCACGAAAUCAAUCCAUCAACCCGCAUCCAGGCAGAAGGUAUCUGCUGUAAAGAAUAGCUUCAGUACCGUGCAAGUGUCCGGGGGACGCUGUCCAGCUUGCACUGGAACUCAUCCUCUGUUCCAGUGCGGCACUUUCCAACGAAUGUCGGUGGCGGAUAAGGAUUCGUUACUACGGUCGCAUUCGUUGUGCAGGAACUGUUUCAGGCAAGGACAUCAAGCCAAGGAAUGUCAGUCCAAGUAUUCCUGCAGAAACUGUAAGGGUAGACAUCACACACAGGUCUGUUUUAAAUCGGAAAGGGAUUCUAACCCAAGGCCAUCAUCCAAGCAACGGGGUACCAACAUGGCAAAAGGAACCCCAGAACCCACUCCAUCGACAUCUGGCUCCACUUCACCCCAAGUAGCUAACCUGGCGGCUACGGACAGCUUGGUGGCAGGCACAGUUCACCAAUGCUCGUCGAAGGUUUUGCUGGCAACAGCAAUUGUCGUUGUUCAGGAUGACGAAGGCAAAGGAUCCCUGCUCGUGCUCUCCUCGAUUCGGGAUCAGAGAAUGGGCUUUCUGGUACUUCCGAAGGUAACAAGCAAUCUUCCUACUGCUAACGUCAACAUCGCUGGUUGGACAAUACCUAAAGGAGUCGAGCUCGCCGAUCCAUCGUUUUGUGUUUCAUCAGGGGUGGAUCUCGUUCUUGGAAUUGAAGCAUUUUUUGACUAUUUCAACUCUGGCAGGAAAAUCGAACUUGGAGCGAAACAUCCAGCAUUACAUGACUCCGUAUUUGGUUGGAUUGUCAGUGGAGGAUUCUCCGAAGAUAUUCAAGGUUUGCAAAGCAGCUGUAACAUCGCAACUACAGAUCGAUUAGAACAUCUACUAACUCGAUUCUGGGCCAUGGAGGAAGCAGACUCCACGAAUAGCUAUUCCCCCGAAGAAUCUCGCUGUGAAGCCAUCUUCUCGAAAACAGUUCAACGCAGAUCCGAUGGCCGCUAUUCCGUAGCACUUCCCAAGAACGAAAAUGCCAUUUCCAGGUUGGGAGAAUCCAAGGAGAUCGCAUUUCGGCGGUUUCUGAGCACCGAACGAAGGCUUAUCAAGGAUACUAGUCUUCGGAAGCAGUACAUAAGGUUUAUGGAGGAGUACCUGCAGUUAGGUCAUAUGCGAAAGGUUGAAGAGGAUCCAGAAGCCACUAAACGAUGUUUUCUCCCUCAUCAUCCGGUGGUCAAAGAGGCCAGCACCACCACUAAGGUCCGCGUGGUGUUCGACGCCUCCUGUAAGACUGCUUCGGGAUUGGCGUUGAAUGAGGUAUUGCUGGUAGGGCCAGUAAUUCAACAGUCUCUCCGAUCAAUCAUCCUUCGUAGUUGCAUGAAACAGAUUCUCUUGGUGGCGGACGUUGAGAAGAUGUUCCGGCAGAUACUUGUGCACCCUGAGGAUAGGCCAUUCCAAUCUAUUCUCUGGCGUCCGUCUCCUUUGGAGGAGGUAGAGCUGAACACCGUAACCUAUGGAACGAAACUGGCCCCGUUCCUGGUAACUCGUACACUGACCCAACUAGCCAUGGCUGAAGGAGAACAGUACCCACUCGCGGCGCAGGCAAUUACAGAGGACACGUACAUGGACGACGUCAUCACCGGCUGCGAUAACUUGGAGGAUGCCAAGAAGAUACAGCAGCAACUAGACGAGAUGACAAAAUCCGGUGGUUUUCAGCUUAGGAAAUGGGCGUCAAAUUGUGCUGAGGUCCUGAAGAGUAUCCCGGACGACAAUCGUGCAAUUCGUCUGGCGGAAGGCAUAAAUCUCAAUCCAGAUCCAUCGGUGAAAGCAUUGGGUCUAACUUGGUUACCCGGAAAGGACGUAUUCCGCUUUCAAUUCGACGUUCCACCGGUCGAGUCAGUUGAAACAUUGACAAAACGGAAGAUUUUAUCGAUCAUCGCUACUUUGUUUGACCCGUUAGGGUUCAUAGGCGCUACUACGACCGCUGCAAAGGUGUUUAUGCAGCUACUUUGGACGACCCUAGACGAAAGAGGUCAAAGGUUGGACUGGGACCAGCCACUACCUCCGACGGUGGGUGAGUCCUGGAGGAAAUUUCACGUUCAACUGCCAAUUCUCAACGAAAUCCGGAUAGAGCGAUGCGUAAUCAUUCCCAACGUGGUGGAUGUGCAGAUCCACUGUUUCUUUGAUGCAUCACAGAAGGCUUCCGGCGCAUGCCUAUAUAUUCGCAGUCAAGCUGUGGACGAGAACGUGAAGGUUCAGCUGUUAUCCUCGAACUCUAAGGUUUUCCCUCUUAAACCUCAAACAAUUCCUCGUUUAGAACUCAGCGGAGCGUUGUUCGCUGCUCAGCUCUUCGAAAAGGUGCGGCGAGCAACUAACCUCCAAGUUCGAACAACAUUUUGGGUAGAUUCUUCUUGUGCUCUACGAUGGAUUCAGGCUUCACCUUCUACGUGGUCCACAUUUGUUGCAAAUAGGGUUGCAAAAAUCCAGGCACUUACGGAAGGUUGCGUUUGGAGGCACGUAGCUGGUGUUGAAAACCCAGCAGAUUUAGUUUCGAGAGGUAUAGGACCAAAGGACAUCGUUAACAACGGUUUCUGGUGGCACGGACCGAGCUGGUUAGCUAAAGAGCGAAGUUAUUGGCCAAAUUCAAAUCCUGAUCUAAAAGAAGAAGGCGAGGAGGAAAGAAGACGUACUGCAGUUGUCGUUACAGCAUCAGCAGUGGCAGAUUUCAACGAAGUUUUCAUUUCCACAACGAAUUCCUACACUACGUUAAUUCGCCGCGUAGCUAUUUGGCAGCGGUUGAUACGAUCGCUUCAAACACCGGAGGAUCGUCCAAAUGGGUUCUUGCGAGCAGAUGAGCUACGGCAAGCAGAAUGUACUCUGAUACGGAAGGUUCAAGAAGAGGUAUUUCCGGACGAACUACUGGCGGUUCGGAAAAAGGAAUCAGUAGGAAGAAGGUCGCCACUACGAUGGUCAAAGCCAAGACAAGUGCAGCAGUUCAUGGGAGAGCUGCCGUCAUCGAGAGUCACGGUUUCGCGUCCGUUUUCUAAGGCUGGAGUGGACUACUUUGGUCCGGUAUAUUUGCGACCAGUACCACGUAGGGCUGCUGUCAAGGCGUACGUAGCCAUUUUUGUAUGCAUGUGCACAAAGGCAGUACACAUGGAACUGGUUUCCGACUUAUCCACGGAGAGAUUCCUGCAAGCACUCCGACGUUUCAUCGCGCGCAGAGGAAAGGCUACCGACUUGUAUUCGGACAACGGUACGAAUUUCGUUGGUGCCCGCAAUCAGCUGAAAGAACUCUGUCGGCUUUGGAAACAUCCCGAUCAUCGACGAUUCGUGUCCACUUUUUGCGCCAGUGAAGGGAUUAGCUGGCAUUUCAACCCUCCCGGUUCUCCACACUUUGGAGGAUUGUGGGAAGCGGCUGUACGGUCAGCUAAAUACCACAUUUUGCGAGUUAUUGGCUCCAAUCCAGUUUCUCACGAGGAGAUGUCUACGCUCCUUGUACAAGUGGAGGCCUGCUUGAAUUCCAGGCCACUGACUGCGAUGUCAGAUGACCCGGACGAUCUUGAGCCUCUGACCCCGGCGCACUUCUUAGUUGGCAGUUCCCUACACUCACUUCCUGAGCCUGACUUACGGUCGCUACCCACGAAUCGUCUUAGGCAGUACCAGCUGACGCAGCAGCACCUUCAGCAUUUUUGGGAUAGAUGGAAGAGAGAGUACCUCUGUCAGCUUCAAGGGAGGGCCAAACGUUGGUCACCGCCGGUACAAUUUGAAGUCGGUCAGCUCGUCGUUAUCCAGGACAAAAACCAACCACCGAUGCGUUGGCGCAUGGGUCGUAUUGUACAAAUUCACCCCGGCACGGAUGGUGUCGUACGAGUCGUAACCCUGAUAACGUCGUCAGGAGAAUUGCGACGUGCAGUGGAAACCCUAUGCCUACUGCCAACCUCUGAAAUAGCUACCAGCCAAACUUAA
Molecule: messenger RNA, 4899 nt
Organism: Armigeres subalbatus
Lineage: Eukaryota; Metazoa; Arthropoda; Insecta; Diptera; Culicidae
Exons: 3
Coding region: 1-4899 (1632 amino acids)
Biological process (GO): DNA integration
Molecular function (GO): zinc ion binding; nucleic acid binding
Source: RefSeq, a predicted model, not a curated record